CAACAAGUUUGCUUUGGCCGGUGAAAGAGCGUCCUCGAGAUCUCGGAGAGUCGGCGAGUCUCGAAGGCGAAGCCUCCGCGAAACCUCCGCGCGAGGAGGUGGAUGAGAUCCACCGCGACACACGCGGUUUUUCAUCCUGUGCGAGGACGUCACCCGUCUUUCGUUCUCAGCCGGGAGUACAAUCGGGCGAUCCCUAUCGGACGAGGACUCGGUUUCGUAACCAGCGAUACGACAACCGCGGUAUCAUAUUCCGGCGGUGAUUUCGAGACUCCGCCCGUCCACGGUACCAAACGUUUCCGAGCGAGGGGGACGUUGAAAGAGGGCCUAACGCUACGCAGAAGACCUCGCAAAUCCCCAGCAAAGUGGAUGGAGCAACAAAUUUGAGAGGAAACGAGUUCGAAUAGGCGCUAUCAUGAGCUGUAAGGAACGUGCGCGGACUACCCUUCCGCAAAGACGACUUCGCUAUCGUUGAUCUCGUGUGGGCCGCUACGGGUGCGGCUUAAUUUCGAUUAUAGGGUGGACAGAGGAACGAAACGGGUCUGGAGUGGCUUGGCAUUUUGAACGAAGGUGUCAUACCGGGGAAGACGAAGGACUUUGAUUAUUAUCUUCCGCUACCACUUUGUGUAUACGUGGUAUACUCUCCUCUUUCUCCACUUGCUAAUUAAAAAGGUUCUGUAGUGCUCCAGUUAAUAAUUUUAUUCUCUUUUGGUAGUGAGCUCAGUGUGAUACAAAGUCAAAUGAUGUACAUGUGAUCCAAAAUGAUGGUAAUUUGAUACAUAUAUACAUAUAUAUAUAUAUAUAUGUGUGCGUGUGUGCUGUGCUGCUCAAGAAUGCGUGAGAUGACAAGGGUCAAGUGAAAAAAAAAAAUAAAAAAAAGAUUCGUAAAGAAAUGCAAUUCCGAAGUGAUAAAUCUGUAUCUAUGUAAAGACGUGUGCUAGUGUGUCCGCACAGGAAGAGUACAAAACAAAAUAAAUUUACGAAGAUAAAGGGAUAGAGAGAAGAGUAGUAGAUCAAUUGAAGAUAACCAAAGGAAAGUCAGUCAGCAACGUAGAGAAGUGACAUAAGCAGGUAGGACAGGUGGGACAGUAGCAUGAGUUCGUACUUUGCGAAUUCGUAUAUCCCGGACCUGCGAAAUGGCGGGGUGGAACACCCGCAUCAGCAUCAGCAGCACUAUGGUGCGGCCGUACAGGUACCUCAGCAAACAACACAAUCGGUCCAGCAACAGUCUCAGCAAGCCGGUGAUCCCUGCGAUCCGAGUUUGUUACGUACUCAAGGAGUAUCCGCCCAUCAUUACGGAACCACGGGAGGUCAGCAAGAUAUGCCUUAUCCGAGGUUUCCCCCGUACAACCGGAUUGACAUGCGGAACGCGGCCUACUAUCAACAUCAACAGGAACACGGAAGUAUGGACGGCAUGGCCGGUUAUAGGUCGACGUCUCCGAACACCAGUAUGGGUCACAUGGGACACUCAUCAACCCCUAACGGACAUCCGUCCACUCCCAUCGUCUAUGCCAGUUGCAAACUUCAGGCGGCUGCUGUCGAUCAUCAAGGCAGCGUUCUCGACGGACCGGAUAGCCCGCCUCUCGUCGAAUCGCAGAUGCACCACCAAAUGCACAGCCAACACCCUCAUAUGCAGACGCAGCAAUCGCAGCAUCCACAGCAGCAAUCGCAGCAUCAGCAUCUGCAGGCACAGCAACAGCAUAUGAUGUACCAGCAACAACAAUCUCAAUCUUCAUCGCAACAGGGACAAAGUGGAAUGCACCCGCAACAGCAACAGCAAGCUCAGCAGCAUCAAAGCGUUGUUGCAUCGUCGCUCAGUCAACAACAGCAAGGCGCGCCUCAAAGUGCGUCGAGUGCGAACUUACCAAGUCCGUUGUAUCCUUGGAUGAGGAGUCAGUUUGAAAGGAAACGGGGUCGGCAGACCUAUACACGAUACCAAACGUUAGAACUGGAAAAAGAGUUUCACUUCAAUCGAUAUCUUACUAGGCGGCGACGCAUCGAGAUCGCACACGCGCUAUGUCUGACAGAACGGCAGAUAAAGAUCUGGUUUCAAAACAGACGGAUGAAGUGGAAGAAGGAGAAUAAGACGAAAGGCGAGCCGGGCUCAGGCGAUGGCGACACUGAAAUCUCGCCGCAGACGUCGCCGCAGGGUUAAAAGAGCUCCGAGGGGAGUGGAACUUCUUUUCCACCUCUCUCAGAGUCGUUAAUACCUUGUUUCCAGCACUACCUCCUCCCUACCCGAACUCCAAUCCCCAUCGAUGACCUCCAAAUGAUCCCUCUAAGCAAUGACGCUUAUUUUGUCGUGUUAAUCAUGUUGCUUGUACCAAAAACGAAGCAGAUAAUGAUGAAGACGAGGAAGUUGUAGAAGGAGCGCUUGAAGACGAUAAGAAGGGAACUUACGAUAAACCCAGAGACGUAAAGUUACGAGAAUGCAAAAAGAAGAGAAUAAAAGUAAAGACGCACAAACGAGUCAGCAGAGGAUUUGCGUGAAUGCGCGAAUGAAAAAGGUGGAUCAAGAUUAUUGAUCGAGAAGAGUAAAUAAAACUGGAUCACAUGCUAAUCAGAACCGCGUUAACCUCUAUUACGUUUAAUUAACGAUUAUUGUACACUAAAGUCCAUAUAUAUGUAUAUUAUACAUAUAUAUGUAUACAUACAUGUAUACAUAUAUAUACAUAAAUAUAUACAUAUGGAUAGAGAUAUAUGUAGUUUAAUGUGGGAGCGAGUGACCGAUGAUCGAUUGGCACUAACGCACGUAGAAGACAUGGUUCCGAAUGAUAUAGUAUUAAGAGUUAAAUCUACUGAAGAAAGAAUGAUUGCGCGAAUCUGAUUGCGAGGUAUGAUAGAAAAAAAAGAUCGUGUUAAAAUCUUAGGAGAGCAUUUUAUUAUUUAUUCUCUUACAUCGUAAAGUAGAGUUGUAGGACGAUUAAUAGAAUAGCCGUACGAAAAUGUCCAUCGCGUCUGUAUUUAGCGAUAGGUAAGCGGUUUAGUGUCCUUAGAGGAUUGUUUAGAUAGAUUUUUUUUUUCCUUUAAUACCGCCGAGCGGUGGCUCUAACGAGGAUAUUUAUGAUUCGUGCCAAGUGUGAUCUUUGAGAAUGUGUUUUGAUAAAAUUCGAAGGAGGAUUCGAGUAACAGCGGGAUACAGCAAGUGGACACAAAGAGCAGUGCAAAAGCGGAAGAGAAAUAUCGCGAAGUUUACGUCUUAUUCUGAGAAUAGUGAUACAAGUGUGUGCAAAACUAAUUCCAUGGAAGAUCAGUGAAUUUUGAUGUAUAAAUAGAAAGGUCACGGCGUUGUUUUUGGAUUUUGUAUGCGGAAAAAGCGACCAUGAAUGGGACAGACUAGUGCUGAUUGAUAAAGUGAAUAUGAGAAAAAAAAAACAGCGCCCUUCGGCGGAGCAGAGUCAAAUGGACUUGGCAUUUCUUCAUCAGCGUCAUCGCAAGGUUAGUCUUAUAAAGAUUGCUAAUGAUCGCAAUUAUCGGUUACGUUACUUUGUUUCUCGUUAAAUCAUCGUGCAUUUGAUAAGAACAGUAAGCUUUGAACUUCAACGAAAUAAGCUUAUAUUUUUGUGUAAUUAAUAAUGCAUAAAAAUGUAGUUUAUCCGUUUAAUA
This is a messenger RNA of Trachymyrmex septentrionalis, 3603 nucleotides long. RefSeq names its product homeotic protein antennapedia (gene Antp). The transcript has 3 exons. Gene Ontology annotation, cellular component: nucleus. Gene Ontology annotation, biological process: anterior/posterior pattern specification; negative regulation of transcription by RNA polymerase II. NCBI's taxonomy places the organism in Eukaryota, Metazoa, Arthropoda, Insecta, Hymenoptera, Formicidae. Gene Ontology annotation, molecular function: DNA-binding transcription factor activity, RNA polymerase II-specific; RNA polymerase II cis-regulatory region sequence-specific DNA binding. The coding region runs from base 1091 to 2152 and encodes 353 amino acids. The record is from RefSeq and is a predicted model, not a curated record.